ACCGGACGAGCGGGGUGAAGCCGACCCGGCGCGAGCGCUCGAUCACGGACAAGGAAGCUUCGACGGCAAUGAAGCCAGCUCCGUUUGUGCACCAGCUCCUGCGCAUGCUCGAGCACGAGCCCGACGACGUGGUCGCGUGGGGGCCGGACGACCACUCGCUCGAGAUCCGCGAUCGGACGCGCUUCGAGGAAGCUGUGCUACCGCGGUACUUUCGCCACAAGCGCUUCAACAGCUUCCAGCGCCAGCUCAACUACUACGGCUUCCAGCGCGUAAAGGGCCUUCCGAAGGCGACAACGCGCUACUGGCAUGCGCAUUUUGAGAAAGGUCGGGUCGAUGCCAUAGGCUUGAUUCAGCGCUGCCCGCCCAGCCGCGCACUAGCGAUGCAAGCGACGAUUCCAUCGGCCGAGGAGCCACCAGGGUGCUCGAUGGUGUCGCCCGCAAAAGCUACUCUCGCAGCUGCGUCGUCGUCCAACGAUGCGUCCAUCGAGCGACUUCUGGCACCGCUCCUCUACGGCAGCGCCGUGGCGGUGGACCUUCCGGCGCCGAGCCCAUCGUGGCUGGACCACAUUUUUGCGGACUCGACGUCGUUGGGAUUUGAAACAGUGCUGAUUUAGCGCCGAAUCCAUGCAACUGGUGUCCAUGA
Saprolegnia diclina VS20 is the source of this 643-nucleotide messenger RNA. RefSeq lists its product as hypothetical. The coding region runs from base 69 to 614 and encodes 181 amino acids. Gene Ontology annotation, biological process: regulation of DNA-templated transcription. Gene Ontology annotation, molecular function: DNA-binding transcription factor activity; sequence-specific DNA binding. The record is from RefSeq and is a predicted model, not a curated record. Lineage: Eukaryota; Oomycota; Saprolegniomycetes; Saprolegniales; Saprolegniaceae. The transcript has a single exon.